AUGCCUUCGAAUCUACCAUCGAGUUUCGCCUCGGCCGCCGCCGGUCAGAACGCCAGCCGUGACGCGAGAGGCGGUCGCCACGAAGGACGUGGAGUUGGCAGCGGAGAAUGGGCUCGACGUGACGGCAGAGCUAACGGCACCCUGACCUUCCGACGAUCCUCGACGACGCCCGGCCACCCGUCUCAGUCCGCAGCCUCGUCCGAAAACGCCUACCCCGCGAAUCCCCUCGAAUCCGGUGUAGCCCCCCAGACGCCGGGCGCCGCGACGUACGACUACCCAGCCCCUUCACAGUACCAGAAGGAUUCGAUCCUGGGUGUGUUCAAGAACGGCGCGGCGGAAACAGACGCCACCAACGUGUUUGAAUCGGGAUGGACUCCGGGUCAGGCAAAUGGGGCCACUGCGCGGGGCUGGGGCAAGAGCAACAAUAACCACAACUCCCAAGACCCCGCCGCCUGUUGGAACUCCCGGGGCGAUGGUCAUCCGGUCAGCGUCAACGGCCUGUCUGAAGAGGAGAAGGAGGUGCGUUGGCUAGAUGGACCCAACUACCAGGCAGCCGGGACUAAUACAUGGCAGGCAUUCUCAUCCGAUGUCAACUCUCCUCUGAAGCCUCCCCUUCAGAAACAGGAGGGAAAUCAAGGUCCCGGUCCGAAUGGACGCAAGGCUUCUCUGUCGCACGGUAGCGCCGCCGCGUACGGAUUGGCUUCGCCGUCGUCUGCCUCUAGACCUGGAACUCGACGCCGAGAGACGACGGAUUCCAAUCCUUUUGGCAGCGGUCCGCUUGCAUCCCCGAGCGCCACGCGGUUUUCUCGCGGCGAUGAGGCCUUUUUGUUCGGUCGCAAGAACAAUGACGUCAAAGAGCAGGACCCCGGCGAGGAUGACGGAGCCGGACAGUCGCAGAACCAGGGGCAGCCCAAGCCACCUUUCGGGAACCUGACGCGUAGUAACACGACGGGCAAUCCUAGCAUGGGUGCCAACAUCAGCUCACUCUGGGGAGCCUCCUCUCAGCCCUCUGCUGGUGUCGGCGGCAGCGGUGGCGGCAGCGGUGGUGGCGGUGGUGGUGGUGGUAGUGGCAUGGGCAGUUUUGGCCAGUUUGCUUUGCCGACUCCUACCUCGACAAUCGGCACAGGUAGUCGUGGUGGAAGUCGCUUCGCCAACCUCAUGACGAAGGACGGUACCGACAGCCCCGCCGGCAAGACGAACGAGGCUUCGACGCCCGACGCGACUCGAUCCUGGCGUUCCCGCCCCCGAACCGACACCGACCCCUUCGGAGGCGACGAUAACUUGUCUGGCAGCGCCGCACUCGGAGGAGCUCAAGACACCAGCCCUCCCCCGAUGCCCAACCCUAGCAAUAUUGGCAUGUUCGAGACGCCUGUCAAGGGCUCGACUGGCGACUUUGGCAUGUCCGGCCUGAACUUGGGACGCCAAGCCGAGAACGAGCAAGGCCCCACGAGCCCGUCCGAGACGAAUCCGUACCGCAGCCCUCCGGCCGAGCGUGGCGAUUCCCACGAUGAAGCUGGCAAUGAAAAAUCCCACGGUGCGGCCGUUGGCAGUGAGCAAAACCCCGCGUUCAACGCCAUGUCGUCUCGUGGCUUCCCCACCCAUGCUUUUGACGGCAGCGAUCGCAGCCAGACCAGCAGCGCUGGCCCUAGAGGUUACGCUUCUGGUUGGCCCGUCCCUCUGUCCACCGGCACACCCGACCGUGAGCGCGCCGGCUUUGGUGGUGUCUUUGGCAACUCUCUGUUCAGUCCCAUGGGCACCGAGCUGCAGUCGCCUGGCUUGUCGAGCAUUGGCGCCGGCGUCUUCGGUCCAGCCAGUGCUGGUGGCCUCGGCGGAGCCGGCACUAUUGGGCGCAGUAAGCUGGGCUCCCUCUUCCCUCCCGCCAUGCAGGCUCAGAUGCAGGGGAAUGAGCAGGAGAGCAUGAGCGAUUCCCUACCCGACCUUCGCCAAGGCAACCCUCUCGGCGCCAUAGGACGAGGCAACUUCGCCACGGUUCCGCGAGACACGGGUAGCCCGCUGCGCAGUGGCAGAGGCGGAGUGUUCGAGGAGAUGUUCCCCUCUGAUCCAGCCCGCUCGCACAGCGUCUUUGGCGGAUCCGACCCCUCUCACCCCGGCCCCGCUGGUGUCGGCCACCCCCAGGCCUUUACCCCUGUAGCCUCGACCGGCACCGAGUUUGGCUCGACUCCCGUUCGUCAAAUGGUCAUGCCGGAUCGCAUGCGCUGGGUUUACCUUGAUCCCCAGGGUCACGUCCAGGGCCCCUUUAGCGGUCUGGAGAUGAACGACUGGUACAAGGCCAACUUCUUCACACCCGACCUCCGCGUCAAAAAGGUCGAGGACUCGGACUUCGAGCCCCUGGGUCAACUCAUCCGGAGAAUCGGCAACUCGCGCGAGCCCUUCCUUGUCCCUCAGAUCGGCAUCGCUCACGGCCCUCCGUCUCAGGCCGGGCCCUUCUCCCCGAGCGGCAAUACUGGCGUCAUCCCCCCCCUGAGCGGAGUGUUCCCCAGCUUCGGCAGAACCUUGACCGCUGAGGAGCAGAACAACUUGGAGCGCAGGAAGCAGGAGGAACAGCAGGCGAUGGCCCAACAGCGGGAUUUUAUGAUGAGGCAGCAAGCCAUCACUAGACUGCAAAGUCAAGGCCCAGGUGGUGUCCCAGGUUCCCUGCACCACCAGCACAGCGCUCACAGCCUGCAGAGCCAACCUAGCUUCGGCAGCAUCUCGUCGCCCAUUGGUGCUCACCCUCAGCAGCAGCCCCCCAUCGGAGGUAGCGUUGGCCUCACGUCGGGCUUCUUCGACUCGGCCGCCCAGCAGGCCUCAUCGUCGACCCAGCCGCCUGUCGGUUCCGGACUCGAGCAUUUUCGUGAAGAGGACCUCGCCACGCUGAACCCGAGCGAGCGCCAGAUGCUUGCCAGCGUCCAGGCCCCGACCAGCAUCGCUGCCAUCCUCGGCCAGCAGCCUGUCGGUGCACCCGCCAACGACAACAGCAACCUUCGCAACAAUCUCCCGGGCACCGAGCAGCUGGACAAGGACGAGGAGGGCUUUCGUGAACGCCUCAAGGAGUUUGAGGAUAUUCGUGCCGAGCGCGACUCGGAGCAGGCCCAGGGUUCGGGUGCCAGGGCAGUAGCUCAAGAGGACGUCAACCAAGAGUCGUCGGAUGCCGGCCCGGCCGCAGUCGCCAAGGAGCACCACAAGUCAUCGGCUCCCGGCAUCAAAGAAAUCAUGGAGGAAGAGCAGCAGCUGUCCCUGACUCAAAGGGUCCAGCAGGCACAGGCUGCUGCCGAAGCCGCCAAGAACGCUGCCGCCGGGUUUCCCAUGCCAUUCCCUCCCCCGCUUCCCACGGCCGGCACCCCUCUCCCAGCACCCACCGCGCAGCGUGUUCGCUCCAACCUGCCAGAGCAGUACAACCGAUCGCAAACGGGAACCCCCGACACGGGAUCGGCCACGGAGCCUCCCCCUCUGGCCCCGUGGGCCAAGGAGGCAGCUAGCCGCAAGGGCCCCAGCCUCAAGGAGAUUCAGGAAGCAGAAGCCCGUAAGGCGGCCAAGGCGGAGGAGCUCGCCGCCGAGCGCCGUCGUGUAGUUCUGGAGCAGGAAGCCGCGGCGCUCCGAGAACGCGAGAAGACGAUUGUCUCGGCGACCGGCCUUCCCACGACGAGCACCUGGGGCAACGGUUCGCCCGUCGCAGCCGCCAGCCCCUGGACCAAGCCGGCCGCUGCCAAGCCCACGCCCGGCGCCAGCACUCCCGGAAAGCAGAAGACUCUCGCCGACAUCCAGCGUGAGGAAGAGAACAGGAAGGCCAAGGCCGCGAAGGAGGUUGCGAUUCAGACGGGACUGGCCACCGCGGCCGCCGGCAAGCGUUAUGCCGACCUCGCCAACAAGCCCAACAACGCGCCCGGCCUCGCGCAAGCCACUGCGACCGCCCCCCCUCCCGGCAGUGGCUGGGCCAUGGUCGGAGCCGGCGGCAAGGUCAAGGUGCCCACGGGACCUGCCGCCCAGACGCGAUCUGUCAGCACGACCGGUACCAAGGCUACUCCUGUCGUGACGAAGGCGGCUGUCAAGCCCGCCCCCGCCGUGGCACCCGCGGCGGCCGCGAAGAGCGAUGUCGCCAUGGACGAGUUCAACAAGUGGCUCCACCGCGAGCUGUCUCGUGGACUCACUGGUGUCGACAUCGACACGUUCGCUGCGACGCUCCAGAUCCUCCCGCUCGACAACACCAUCAUUGCCGACGCCGUGUACGCCAACUCCAAGACGAUGCACGGCCUUCACUUUGCCGAGGAGUUCAUCCGACGCAAGAAGUUGGCCGAGAAGGGCGUCAUCGAGAAGCAAGGUGCUAUCAGCGACAGCAAGUCUGGCAGCUGGAACGAGGUGGCCAAGAAGGGCGGCCACAAGGAGCAGCCUCCGGCGGGAGACGCGGGUAUCCAAGGCGCCGGCUUCAAGGUCGUGCCCACCCGCAAGAAGGCGGGCAAGAAGGGCAACUAG
Colletotrichum higginsianum IMI 349063 is the source of this 4470-nucleotide messenger RNA. RefSeq names its product GYF domain-containing protein. The transcript is spliced from 3 exons. Gene Ontology annotation, molecular function: protein binding. Lineage: Eukaryota; Fungi; Ascomycota; Sordariomycetes; Glomerellales; Glomerellaceae. The coding region runs from base 1 to 4470 and encodes 1489 amino acids. The record is from RefSeq and is a predicted model, not a curated record.